AUGCAUGAUUUUAGGAAGCUGCGCCUCCUUUGGGUGGCUGCAUGGCUAGUCGUGCUCGUCGCGCUGCCACGCGGGGUACGGGGCGAGGGCGGGAGGCAGCUGUCACGCGGUGACCCCUCCUCGUUGCUGCAUGAAAACGCUUGGAUUUCCCUGCCCGGCGCGGGCCGGCGCUGUGUUGGCGCUCGCUACGGCGUGGAUGUGGCUGCUGUGGAAGACGCUUGCCUGAACGGGGGCACUAUGAACGCGGGCAGCUGCGAGUGCCCUGAGCCCCGCAACUUCACCGGCCUGCGCUGCGAGCUGUGCCAAAGCGACGCGGCGUGUGCCGCCUACGUCGGCGAACCCCGCAUGUGCCACCACGGCCUUGCGACUCGUGGCUCAAGGAAACAGUUCGAGUGCUCCCUUGACUCGCCGUUUUUGGCGGUGCUCGGCGGCGGCCGCAAGGUGGAGGCGACUGUCACGCUGAACUGCACCACCGAGGACGACGCCGCCUUCGCUGCCAGCCAGAAGGGCGUCUGCGACAUCACGCUCUUUCGCAUUGAGCCCCACCGCGAGCUGGUGGAUGCCUUUUUUCGCUGUACCACCUCCCAGUGCUCCAUGCGGCUGGUGGCGGAAGGGAAGAGCGAGACGGGCGGCGGCGGCGGCAGCAGCGGCGGCGCCAAGUCGCGCCGUGCCUUUAAGCUACUGACUUUGACGGGGCAGGUGGUGCUCGUCGUGCUGUGCGUGCUGAUUGCCCUGCUGCGGUGCGUGUCCUCCAAGCUUGGCUACCGCCGCAAGGCGAAGCUCGUGGUGGGGCUGGGGGUCACGUUGGCCCUCGCCACGGUGCUGUUCAUCACUGUGAUGCUCGUCAGCAUGCGAUCCAGGGCCCCUGACGUCUUUGCCGUGUACGAGUGCAAGCACACGGACUGCCACUGCGCCGAGGACCCGCCGCCGCAGUACAAGCCGAUCUGCUCAAGGUCGCUCAUUCACGAAAAGUUUCUGCCACUCAUCAAGAACAACAUCCACUUCGCCUGCAACCUGCGGACGCACCACUGCCAACUUACCCUCGCCGACAUCGCCCUCGUCUUUGACCUUCAGUGCAACGCCAGCGAGUGCGUCAACACGGGGCAGUUCCCGCACGAGCCGACGAUGGCUCAGCCCGAGAUUGCGCAGGCGCAGCGCAACCUCCUCGUUCUGCUCGUCCUCGCCCUCAUGCUCGUGGUCGUCGCGAUUGCAACGCACGCACUGCGGCUAUCCUCCGUAUCGAAGCGGAAGGCUGCAGAGUUUGUGCGCAUGUUUGGCCUCUCCGAGCCGCAGCCGCAGUCGGAAACCGUGCGUCUCAUGGAUGACGAAGGAAGCGACUUCGACGCCAUAAAUGACGGCGGCGACGGCGGCACGGCCCUCAACAUCCCGCAGCCGCAGAAACAAGACGUCGGGUGGCACGAACCGCCUCUGCGAGGCGAGGCUGUGGAGGCGGCGACGGCGACGGCGGACGUCGCCUCCGGCCGCAGUGAGGUCCUUGGACUGGCCUUCCACAUGCGUUCCGGCGCGUCCCACGCGACGAGUGACGCAAGGCGCAUCUUCGUCGCCACGCCAGACGAGGCGGACCGCAUUGAGUUCUUCCGGCGUCUCACGAGUUCGCCCUUCGAACUUCGGCUGACGGACUUGGCUUACACCCUGCCGGGCUCCCGCUUCGCCGCGGAGGAGGAGGCGCGGGCACGUCCGCUGCUGCACCGGGUGAACUUUGCCGUGCGCUCCGGCGAGGUGUUGGCCAUUCUCGGUCCCUCUGGCGCCGGCAAAACAACGUUGCUGGACCUUCUGUCCGCGCGGCGCAAACAGGGUGUGACGACGGGAAGCAUUUCCCUCAACGGCACCCCCGUCAGCACCGCCUCGGGGCGAUCCAUCCGGCAGUACCGCAACAUCAUUGGCUACGUCUCACAGGAGGACACGCUGCUGCCGGCACUGACCGUGCGCCAGACGAUUGAGUACGCGGCGCGGUUGAAGCUCCCGCAGGCCUUCUCAAACACGACCAUUAAAAGUAUUGUGCGACACAUGAUAGAGGCACUGAAGCUGCAGCAGUGCGAACACACCGUGAUUGGGGAUGGAAGUGGGCUUCGUGGGGUGAGUGGGGGGGAGAAGCGCCGCGUCUCCAUCGCGGCGGAGCUGCUCGCGAACCCCCGUAUCCUUUUCCUGGAUGAACCCACAAGUGGCCUGGACGCGGUCAGCGCAAAGCGCGUUGUCGAGUCGGUGGUGGAGUUGGCAAAGGAGUCACCGAUGCGGGCGUAUGCGCCCCACUACUUUGCCUUUAAGCCCCUUGUUAUCUUUAGCAUCCACCAGCCAUCGCAGGAGAUAUUUGAACUGUUUGACAAACUGCUGCUGCUCUCCCGCGGCGUGAGCGUGUACUGUGGGCCGGCCCGUGCCGCGGCGGAGACGCUUGAGCGACGUGUGCAGCGCGUCAUGGGCGGUGCGCGGGCGGUGCCCCGCCGCGAGGAGCACCCGAACCAUGCGGAGUACCUCAUGAAGCUGGAGGAGGUCCUCGACGAUGCUGCCCGCCUGGAGGUGCAGGCGGAGGAUUCACCCGGUUUGAUGCCGCACGAGGGUACGGAGUUUUUUCAGCAAUCCCGCGGGAACGAGGACGAAAGUGGCGCCAGCGAAGGUGAGCCGCUCGUGGCGGGCGAGGACAUUCUCCGCACCGCAUCCGCCUUUCGCGUCUACUACGCCAACGUGUACCAGCAGCUCGCCCUCUUAACCUCGCGGGCCGCGUGCUGCCUUAUUUCAUCCUUUCAUUUGCUUGUGUGCCACGCCGCGGUGACGGCGUGUGUCGGAGUUCUCAUGAUGGUGUUGUACCGCGAACAAGGGCUUGACCUGCCCGGGGCUCUGAACCGUGCGGGCUCCAUCACGUUUCUGCUGCUCGUGGUCUCCUUCGUCUCACUCAGCUGUCUGGAGCAGCUUGUGGUCGAGCGCAAGCUUUUUGUGCUGGAGCGGGAGAACGGCUUCUACCGCACCCUGCCCUACCUCCUCUCGAAGAUCGUUGUCGACAUCCUCCCGCUCCGCAUCGUCCCUGCGAUGGUGCUCGCCUCGCUCAUUUACUUCCCAAUGGGGCUGCGCGCGGAUGACGGGGUGCACUUCUUUUGGUUUGUCGUGGUCGUCGUGCUCUUCUCCAUCUGUGUCACGCUCCUCGUGCUCUGCAUCGGCAUCGUCACCGGGUCCUUUGGGGCGGCGGCCCUGCUGAGCAGCGUUGUCAUUCUCUGGAACUUCGUUUUUGGUGGGUUCCUCGUGCAGUCCGAGACGGUGCCGGCGGCGCUGCGGCCCUUUCAGGCGCUCUCGCCCUUCUUUCUCGCCUUUGAGGCGCUGCUCGUGAACGAGCUCGACGGGCAGGCGUGCACCUUCUCCCCCACCGACGAGACGGGAAAGCAGGCGGCGACGAGCAUCCCCAUCAUGUGCGUGCAGUACCUGUCGAACAUUGGCCUGAAGCCCGCGCGCUUCAACAGCGACGUCGCGCUGCUCGCGGGGUUCAUCUUUAUCCUGCUGCUCACCGCCUGGCUGCUGCUCGCGAGGUUCACCACCAUUGUGCGCUGA
Molecule: messenger RNA, 3555 nt
Organism: Trypanosoma conorhini
Lineage: Eukaryota; Euglenozoa; Kinetoplastea; Trypanosomatida; Trypanosomatidae
Product: ATP-binding cassette protein subfamily G, member 5
Exons: 1
Coding region: 1-3555 (1184 amino acids)
Cellular component (GO): membrane
Molecular function (GO): ATP hydrolysis activity; ABC-type transporter activity; ATP binding
Source: RefSeq, a predicted model, not a curated record